This is a messenger RNA of Morchella importuna, 345 nucleotides long. RefSeq lists its product as uncharacterized. The transcript is spliced from 2 exons. NCBI's taxonomy places the organism in Eukaryota, Fungi, Ascomycota, Pezizomycetes, Pezizales, Morchellaceae. The record is from RefSeq and is a predicted model, not a curated record. The coding region runs from base 1 to 345 and encodes 114 amino acids.
AUGUCCGCCCCCCAAGCAUCCUUCAUCCCCCUCCUCAUCGUCGUCAUGGUAACAUGGAAGAUCUCCUACUCCAAAAAGACCUCAAAGUUCACCGGCGCAUCCCAAAGCAUGCGCUCCGCCGGCUCCCGCAGCUUCAACAACAACAAGAACAUCAAAAACGAGCCCACCUUGUCCGCAAUCUCGGAGCGGCUGUAUGCGCGCAAUGUGAAGCAGUCCAGACCCGUAGGAAAGAGCAGCAGGAGCUCGCUGUCGAAUGCGAAGCGCAUCCUGACCAAGUCGGAGAGUGGGCAUGGCGCGGCAGUCGCGAGGACUGAGGAGCGCGAGAAGCGGGACCGGAGGACUUAG